AUGCACUAUAUCAUCAUACUUAACUUAUCAUUUGGUCUGCUGUGCCUCAGCAAGAAAAGAUGGCUGCAAUCAUUGGUUCUGAUUUUUAGUUGUAUAUUCAGCGUUGGUUGUACUGGAUAUAUUGGUCCUACAGAUGUAGCCGUAUUUGAGGGGCAGAAUGCCUUCCUUGAGUAUUUGCCUGGCGACUAUGCUUCCUCAUGGAAUUGGUUUUAUAAGCAGCAUGGUCAAUCAUCAGCAAUGCUAGUUUUACCUACUGACGGAAAACACGUUACAUUUGUUAACGGCAUGCGUACGGGAAGUAAUUUGACAGUCUUAAAUGUGACGAGGGCUGACGAUCAGACAAAAUAUCAUUGUGAACGAGGUAGUAAAUCUUCUAAAUCGGCAACCCUUACAGUCAUUACACCUCUUGAUACGAAUUAUCCAAAAUGUACCAUUACUAACAGCACAGAUAAUAUACAUGUUGGAGAAAAUGUGGAGAUCGUGUGCACUGCCAUCGGUGGUAUACCAAGACCAUCUUUACAUUGGUUCAAAAACAAUAUCAAACUUAAUGAAACCGACGAUUUUACGUCACAAGAUAGUAGUAUUACUUACCUGGACAUCCUAUCAAUCUCACUGUCAAAUGAGGAUAAUGGAGUUGAAUUCAAAUGUAAAGCUGAUGGAAUAUCUGUAGUUGGAAACCAGUCUUGCUCUGUUGUGCCUUUAAGCAUCCAACCUAAUGUAAGUAUAAUCGUAAAUAAAAUGUCAUAUGAUGCUGGAAACUCAUUAAACAUUACCUGUUUCGGUGAGGGUAUUCCACGUAUUUCGGAAUAUAACUGGUUUUUUAACAAUAAGCACGUGACGUCAUCUCAAUCAGUGUUCAAUAUUAUUAAAAAUGGUACGAUUUUAGAGAUUUUAGAACUUCAAACUGAACACUUAGAUGCUGAAAUAAGAUGCAAAGUCAGUAUACCAUCUGGAUUAAGCGCCAAUAAAAGCAUCAUUCUUUCUUUCACCAGCCACGAUGCAGCAACUGGUGACUUGAUAAUUUACAUGGUAAGCGGAGCUGUAUUAUGCCUACUCAUUUUACUAGGCCUAUUUGUAUUUUGUAUCAAAACGAAAAUUAGGAGGAGUCAAGAAAAAAAGAGCAAAGUGACAUCACAUUAUGCCAAUCACAACGUAUCGUUGAACCAGACUGAAUUUAUUGAAAUGAAUAACGACUUGUACAGCAAUGGUGAGCCUCAACCAGAACAUCCUGCCAAUGCUCGGAAGUAA
This is a messenger RNA of Anneissia japonica, 1248 nucleotides long. Its product is annotated as synaptogenesis protein syg-2-like. The transcript has a single exon. NCBI's taxonomy places the organism in Eukaryota, Metazoa, Echinodermata, Crinoidea, Comatulida, Comatulidae. Bases 1 to 1248 code for a protein of 415 amino acids. The record is from RefSeq and is a predicted model, not a curated record.